Osmia bicornis bicornis is the source of this 1875-nucleotide messenger RNA. Its product is annotated as dihydrolipoyl dehydrogenase, mitochondrial. Gene Ontology annotation, cellular component: oxoglutarate dehydrogenase complex; mitochondrion. Gene Ontology annotation, molecular function: dihydrolipoyl dehydrogenase (NADH) activity; flavin adenine dinucleotide binding. The transcript has 7 exons. Lineage: Eukaryota; Metazoa; Arthropoda; Insecta; Hymenoptera; Megachilidae. The coding region runs from base 107 to 1630 and encodes 507 amino acids. The record is from RefSeq and is a predicted model, not a curated record.
ACGAUAUUGAAAUAACCGGUAGUGCUCGUUUUAACACUGCCGUAAACCUCUUCUACUUCUGACCCCUUCUGUACCGGAUAGGAAAAUAAAUUAGCGAAAAGUUAUAAUGCAAGCUACUUUUUGGAGUUUAGUGACCACUUCUGUCAGGCCAACAUGUGUCAAACGUGUUGUACCUGGCUUGACAGCUGCACAGCAACGCAGGUACUCUAGCACCCUAGAUGCUGAUGUGGUAGUGAUCGGAGGUGGUCCUGGUGGUUACGUAGCCUCCAUCAAAGCAGCACAGUUGGGAAUGAAAACUGUUUGCGUGGAAAAGGAUGAAACAUUGGGUGGCACUUGUCUUAACGUUGGAUGCAUUCCCUCCAAGUCCCUUUUAAACAAUUCUCAUUAUUAUCAUAUGGCUCAUAGUGGAGAUUUAAAAAACCGUGGUGUCCUAGUUGAAAAUGUUAAGCUAGAUCUUGAUAAGUUGAUGGAACAGAAGCGCAGUGUAGUAAAAGCUUUAACCAGCGGUAUUGCUGGAUUAUUUAAGAAAAAUAAAGUUGAAUGGGUUAAAGGGCAUGGGAAAAUUAGUGGUCAAAAUCAGGUGACCGCCCUUAAACCUGAUGGUUCAGUUGCAAGCACAAUUAACACCAAAAAUAUUAUAAUUGCAACUGGUAGCGAAGUUACGCCGUUCCCCGGUAUAGAAAUCGAUGAAAAACAAGUUGUCUCUUCAACCGGUGCUUUGUCGCUAAGCCAGGUACCUAAGAGACUCAUAGUCAUUGGUGCUGGAGUUAUUGGACUGGAAUUGGGCUCAGUUUGGCAAAGGUUGGGCUCUCAAGUAACUGCAGUCGAAUUCAUGCCAUCGAUUGGCGGAGCAGGUAUCGACGCCGAAGUUAGUCAAACGUUACAAAAAAUCUUAAGCAAACAGGGUGUAGGUUUCAAGUUAGGAACUAAAGUCACCGCCGCAAAAAAGACAGGCAGCGAAAUCGUGGUAUCCGUCGAGGACGCGAAAGAUCCUAGCAAAAAGGAGGAUAUCGCCUGUGAUGUACUUUUAGUUUGCGUUGGCAGGAGGCCGUACACGUCUAAUUUAGGAUUGGAAGAUAUGGGAAUUGAGAGGGACGAAAAGGGCAGGAUACCCGUGAAUAACCGAUUCCAAACAGUGGUACCUUCAAUUUUCGCCAUUGGAGAUUGUAUUCACGGACCGAUGUUGGCUCACAAGGCAGAGGAAGAAGGUAUCAUUACGGUUGAAGGCAUAGCUGGAGGUGCUGUACAUAUCGAUUAUAAUUGCGUACCUAGCGUGAUAUACACACAUCCUGAAGUUGGCUGGGUGGGUAAAACGGAGGAAGAUUUAAAGAAGGAAGGCAUCGCCUACAAAGUUGGCAAAUUCCCACAUCUGGCGAAUUCUAGAGCAAAAACAAAUCUUGAAACAGAUGGUUUCGUUAAAGUUUUAGCCGACAAUGCUACGGAUAAAGUACUAGGAGUACAUAUGAUCGGUUCGGUUGCUGGUGAACUAAUCAACGAGGCUGUUCUCGCUAUGGAAUAUGGAGCAAGCGCGGAAGACGUUUCCAGAACGUGUCAUGCACAUCCGACGUGCGCCGAAGCUCUGAAGGAAGCUCAUUUGGCUGCGUACUUUGGAAAGCCCAUUAACUUUUAAAUAUCAUUAAUAAAUAAAGUGGAAAACAGCACACUCUCGACUCGUCGUAGCUUCGAUCUAGUCUACGCUCCAGGUCCACAUCGCGCUACGCAUUUAGCGUAUAGGUUUUAUCAUCGCUUAAUCAUAUAAGAAAAAAAAGUUGUACAUAAAAGUAAAGAAUUUGCGAAAGUCUCACAUCUUUUAUAGUAGGUUUACCAUUACUUCAUGAUUAUUGUAUUUAUUAUAAAUAAAAUUGUUAAUUCAUA